This is a messenger RNA of Oryctolagus cuniculus (rabbit), 954 nucleotides long. Its product is annotated as olfactory receptor 5W2-like. The record is from RefSeq and is a predicted model, not a curated record. Gene Ontology annotation, molecular function: G protein-coupled receptor activity; olfactory receptor activity. Lineage: Eukaryota; Metazoa; Chordata; Mammalia; Lagomorpha; Leporidae. Gene Ontology annotation, biological process: G protein-coupled receptor signaling pathway. Gene Ontology annotation, cellular component: membrane.
UUUAGACAGCGAGAAAGAAGAAUGGAUCAGGGGAAUUGUUCUUCGUUUUCUAAGUUUAUUUUCCUGGGAAUUAGCAAUAAUCCUGAUAUGAAACUGAUUUUAUUUACCACAUUUCUACUUGUCUAUCUCACUAACCUCCUGGCAAAUCUUGGAAUGAUCAUCUUAAUUAGACUGGAUUCCCGGCUGCACACCCCAAUGUACUUUUUCCUCAGUCACCUCUCAUUCUGUGACCUCUGCUACUCCACUGCAAUUGGACCCAGGAUGCUGGUGGACAUAUUUGCCACAGACAGGUCAAUUCCCUUCUAUGGCUGUGCUCUGCAGUUUUUCAUUUCCUGCAUCUUUGUUGAUUCUGAGUGUCUGCUGCUGGCAGUGAUGGCCUUUGAUCGCUACAAGGCCAUUAGCAACCCCUUGCUCUACACAGUCAACAUGUCCAGCAGGGUGUGCUCUCUGCUCAUGGCUGGGGUUUACCUGGUGGGAAUGACAGAUUCUUUGAUACAUACAUCGUUAACAUUCCGCUUAUGCUUCUGUGGGUCUAAUGAGAUUAAUCAUUUCUUCUGUGAUAUCCCCCCUCUGCUAUUUCUGUCAUGCUCAAAUACCCAGAUCAAUGAGUUAGCAUUAUUCACCAUUUUUGGUUUCCUUGAGCUGAGUACCAUUUCAGGAGUUCUUGUCUCUUAUUGCUACAUCAUCUCAUCCGUUUUGAAGAUCCGCUCUGCUGAGGGACGGUUCAAAGCUUUCUCCACCUGCACCUCCCACUUCACUGCAGUUGCGAUUUUCCAGGGCACCAUGCUCUUCAUGUACUUCAGGCCAAGUUCUUCCUACUCUCUAGAUGAGGACAAGAUGACCUCACUGUUUUACACCCUGGUAAUUCCCAUGUUGAACCCUCUGAUUUACAGCCUGCGGAACAAGGAUGUGAAAGAGGCCCUAGAGAAACUGAAAAAUCAAUGCUGGUUUUAA